Messenger RNA from Lolium perenne, 1748 nucleotides. RefSeq lists its product as uncharacterized. Gene Ontology annotation, cellular component: membrane. NCBI's taxonomy places the organism in Eukaryota, Viridiplantae, Streptophyta, Magnoliopsida, Poales, Poaceae. The record is from RefSeq and is a predicted model, not a curated record.
GCUCGCUUCUAGAACCCAAAUGAAUGUAACCCGUCAGUGCACGACAGCCCUGCGAUCCUCGAAUCCACCGCUCCGACCACCGGAGUUGCAGCGCCUACUGUGCCUGUUAAAGACCACCUGACGCUCUGACCUGAGUGAGACGGGACAACAGAGACGAGCAGAGAGCAAAGGAAAAGCAUCAACAGCUCUGCGCUGCGCCGCCGUGGAGGAUCUCAGUCGUGGGAGCAGCAGCGACGCCGAAUUCGGCUACUGAAGAAACUUUUCUGUUGGUCGACAGCAGCGACGGCAUUGGGGGCUACCAGAGGGGAGAUGGCCAAGAUACAGUGCCCGGAAUUGUGCAAAUACACCGGCGUCUACGAGGCGAGGAAGAGGCAGUCGCUGAGGGCGCGGUACUUCUACGGGCUCAUCUUCUUCGCCACCAACCUGCUGGCCUGGUUCAUCAGGGACUACGGGGCCAAGGUCUUCCACGGCCUGCACCAUAAUUCGGUUUGUGGAGCGGGGGACUCGAAAUGCUUCCAGUCUGGAGGGGUGCUUCGGGUGAGCUUGGGGUGCUUCAUAUUUUUCUGGUUGAUGUUUGCCACAACAUUUGGAACUCGUAAGCUCCAGGGAGUUCGUAAUUCGUGGCACUCUGGAUGCUGGCUUCUCAAGUUUCUUGUGUAUGCCGUGUCGAUCAUCGCCCCAUUUGUCAUCCCUAACAUAUUCAUCCAACUUUACGGUGAAAUUGCUCGAAUGGGUGCCGGGAUAUUUCUCAUUCUCCAGCUUAUAAGCAUGCUCCACCUGAUAUCGUGGUGCAAUAAACGUUGGAUGCCAGAUCCUGGAUCAAAUCAAUGUGGCCUGUUCGGAUUGUUCUUGUCAACUGUCGCCUUCAUUGCCUCAUUUGCGGGAGUGGCUGUGCUAUAUAUUUUGUAUGUUCCAAACUCGUCAUGUGUGUUCAACAUCUUCACUAUUAUAUGGACAGCUAUUCUAGUGAAGAUAAUGAUGGCGGUGUCACUACAUUCCAAGGUUAACGAGGGUCUUCUAUCUUCUGGUAUCAUGGGCUCUUAUAUUGUGUUCCUCUGUUGGUCUGCACUACACAGCGAACCGCGAACAGGGAAGUGCUACACUGAGAUGAAAAUUGGCAAGGAUGGUAAUUGGGCUACUAUAAUUAGCUUCAUUAUUGCAAUUUGCUCCAUUGUGAUGGCCACAUUUUCUACUGGAGUCGAUAGCAGAUCCUUUCAAUUUCGAAACGACGAGAUGCAAUCAGAAGAAGACGUCCCUUACAGCUACGAGGUUUUCCACAUUGUGUUUGCAGUGGGAGCUAUGUAUUUCGCAAUGUUAUUCAUAAGCUGGGAGCUUAAACAUCCAAUAACAAAAAAGUGGAGCAUAGAUGUUGGAUGGGCUAGCACAUGGGUAAAGAUCAUGAAUGAAUGGUUGGCAGCUUGCAUAUAUGUUUGGAGACUGGUCUCGCCAGCCCUAUUGAGGAAGCAACCUACAAGUGAUUUAGAGUCCGUGACACGUAACCCAACAAUAUAGUCUUAAUGGUAGCUAAUUAUUUCUGACCAACUUUCCGUAACUCAAUUCAUACCUUGUGCACAUAUACAGCACAAAAUGUGGAAGUGUAUUCUUCGAAGUCACAUAUUAGAGCCACACAACAGUGUGUGAAGUUUUGUUCAAGUAGUACUCGAACGUGUACUGCAAGUUAUAAGCAAGGCCUUUACUGCCAUCAAGUUCUUAUUUCAAUAAAUAAAUAAAAAUGUUAUCUAUGUUCA